This is a messenger RNA of Xyrichtys novacula (pearly razorfish), 4911 nucleotides long. NCBI's taxonomy places the organism in Eukaryota, Metazoa, Chordata, Actinopteri, Labriformes, Labridae. The record is from the annotation of a GenBank genome assembly.
AACCAUCAUGAUUGUAAUAUUAAAAAGAUACUAAUGAAAAACACUUGGCCUAAUAACUGCAAGGCUAACUUGAAACAGCAAUUACUACAGGUUGAAUGAAGCUAACUUUGUUCGAGUGAAUGUUUCAUGCAGUUUGGUUUACAAGAUAUUGUUACUGCUUCUUUGAUUUUUAUUUUUUUGUAAGCAUAGGGGCCUUGCACUUUAAUUUAUUCUAUUUCAUCGUGGAGCCAACCACCUACACAGUUUUUUCUGAUGUUAUUUCUACUGUUUUCUAUACUUUUAAAGGGUGUUAGCUGGGUGUUUACUCAGGACCUAUUUUCUAGUACUACAUAUGAUAACACUUGAGGGUAGCUAAUUGCAGCUUUUACUCAACUUUUACCUGCUGUUUUGAGGCAUAUGUUAUCAAGUUUGAAGCCUUGGUGAAUCCCUACGCCUCGUUCCUGGGUCACCUUAUGUGACUAAUGGGGAAGACUGGAGAAGACUUAUGUUCCCAUCUGAACUAGGGAUUGUUUUUCCUUUUAUUUCUUUGGAGUUUUGUUAACGUGUGUGUGUGUGUCUCCUGUGGUCCUGGCAUCAGUACAAGCUCCAACUUUGGACCACAAGUUCCUGUCAAAGUUUUUUCUCUGAUACUCCUACGCUUGCUGAUCACCAUAUUAUUAUUGGAGGAGAUUUCAAUCAGGUUCAAGACACAGUACUCUGUGUGUAUUGCUUGUUUUACUUAAAGCAAUAAAAUCCUUACAAAGUAACAUGUUGCCAGGGCCUUAUAGCUAUACCUGUGAACUUUUUAAAACUUAUUCUUCAGUUCUUGCCGCAAUUUCAGUCUUAUUUAAUGAUGCCUUUAUUUAGGAACAGCUACCCCCAACUUUAUUAGAGACCUCAAUUACUUUACCUUUUAAAAAUGAUAAAGAUCCGCUUGUGUUUCGUAGUUAUAGACCCAUUUCUUGAUUGAAUGUUGACUCUAAAGUACUUCCCAAAGUCCUGGUGGGGCACCCCCAGAGAGUUAUGCUAGUUAUAAAUAAGGAAAGAAUAAAAUUAUUCUGUAAGACACGAUUGUUUGCAGGAUCAUUUUCAAGUUCAUGUAUUAGCCACAAACACUGUCUCUUGAAUUUUGACAGUCCCAGUAUGGUCAUUUCUGCCCACAGAAAACCAGCAGCAGCUCAAAACAAAGAACCCGAGGCUUCAAGUCAGCUGACACACCUUGUAUAGUGUCAUGGUGGCUUCAUCUAUUAUCUAUGCACCUAUUUAGAGGACCCUAUAGAAAGCAUAUGGAAUAAUGAAGGACAACCCACCAUGAAGUAAAGCCCCAUAACAGGAGGGAAAAAUGUCAAAGUUGAUGGAAAAGGAGGGAGACAAAGUGUAAAAGGAAACAAAGACCACAUGGACAAAAGAAGAACAGGGGCCAGCAGAGAGAGACACCUGAUCUUGUGGCUGGAGGAAAUUGAUCUUCGAUUUCUAUGAGAACAAGGAUUCCUCUUUGGGGGUUGGGUAGAAAGGUGGCAGGCUAAGUGGAACAAACUUCAGAUCCCUCUGUUACCACAUGAAAUAAUAUAACAUCACAUAGUUUAAAACAUUAAUCUGGAUUCCACUGAAGCCCAUGAAUAUUUUUCUAACUGUGUCAACUGAGUAAGUUUGUAAAAUAUUUAGAACCUACCUGAACCUUUGUUUUAUAAAAAUAGAGAAAUAAUUCACAGCUAAUCAAUAAUAUUGAAAAACACUCUUCUUAACUGUAAUUCAUAAUAUAUUUAUAUAUAUAUUGAGAGACGACUUACAACCUUAACUCGACCGUUUCGCGCGCCUUGUAUUCUUGUUAUUCCCACAUCUGUACAGCAGAUGGCGCUGUGGUUAUUUUAAUCGCUGUGAGUUUGUAGAAGAAGACUGAUAUUUCCUGCAGCUGAUUACCCAAACAAGCAUGGCGGACCAAGGAGCAAAAGCACCCGAGAAAGCGACUUUAACAGCGGCAGAGAAACAGCUCAUCCGCCGCCGACAGGAGCUCGAUUACUGGAAGCAAAACGCAGCGCGGAUCCGCAGGCGGAACCUGAUCACUGGUCUGGCUAUCGGAGCGUUUGUGGUCGGCAUGUGUAUCCUUCAUCAUUCAUCCUAAAGGUGUAUUCAGCUGUUUUCAUAGCAUGAGUGAUGACCUUGAUUUAUGCGAUCAAAUAAUGAAAUGAAUUGGUAAGUUGAACUAGAAGAGUCAAGAGAGCCUCGGAAUGUCAACCUCCAUGAUCUGUAAACGUAAGAUACUGAAAAAUGUUACAGUCUGAAAAAAACACCAUCAGUUUAAAAACUACAUGUAGGGGAGAGUGGGGUAGGUUGAGCCAAAGGGUAAGUUGAGCCACCCCCUGUUGCUUGGAAAUGGUACAAGAAUGUACCAUUGGUCAACUUACCCCAUACACGGGGUAAGUUGACCAUAGGAGACCACUUUUUUGGCAUGCUUUAUUAUCAAGACAGUUAUAUUUAGACUCAUUCUGUUGGUUUGCAGGGAUGCGCAACGUCUUGAAAUUAGGGAUGCACCGAUCCCAUGUUUGAUAUUGGUAUCGGUCCCGAUACUGAGGAAAAUUCUAGAUCGGGUAUCGUGACAAUUGGCCCUAUGCAUAAGGCCGAUGUAUUCAGUCUAGCUGUCUGCUAUGCGCCGUGAGUGGCAUCCACAAGUAAACAUGCUGAGUGGAUGCCCACAUUGUUUUCAAAAUGGAGCAAGCAAGGGGGUCUGCUAUCUUGAACUUAAUCACAGUACCUCAGCCUACAAGCUCGACGGCCACUUGCAAUACAUGCGGAGUAAACAUUUGGAGGGGUAGUGGUGAAACUUCAGGUUGCAACAAAAGGUAAUUCAGUGUGGCUUUUCUGUAUCAGAAUUGGAUUGGUAUCAGUUGAUACUAAACUGUAGAUAUCUGUAUCGGUAUCAGAGGUGAAAUAACGGUAUCAUUGCAUCCCUACUUGAAAUGUAUGCAGAUACACUAGUUAGAGACAAAACCAUGAUUGCCUUGAUGUAGUGAUCCGAAAUAGGAAAAAUGGCUCAUCUUAUCCCACUCUCCCCUAUAGUGUGGCAUGCGCCUCAACAAUUCAAAUGGGCACUUCUGUUUUUAGCCAAUGGUAGUUUUAAACAGUAUUGAUGUGCACUAUACAGUAAGAAAGAUAUGAGUUUGUUAAACUCAGAAAGCAAAAACAUUUCAUUAGAAAACAGCAAACAGAACAUGAUUUUAAAAUGUCAGACAUGAGUGUUAAUAAGGUAAGGUAAGUUAAAAUGAUAAUACAGUUUGAGUUAACUCAAGAGAGCCUUGACCAAUACUGGUGGUAUCGCAGCUGAUGACAGUCAUAACUCAUAAAAUACAGAAAAAUUCAGACUCAUAGAAAUAUGGACUCAUGGGCAUAGAAAUAGUCCCACAGUUUAAGAACAAGGUUUCUGUGCAACAGCAGGAUCUUCCAGCGUAAAAUUAAUUCAGGGUCAAACACACUGCAGCACCAAGUUAGACACCCCCUCGAGAGAGGAAUGUUGCCGACCGCUUGCUUCUCUAGUUAUACCAACUUCAGCAACAACCGCACGAUUGCAAUACACAGCAGUCUGAGGAGCCAUAAACAAACCUCAACCAAAAAGCCACUAUAUAGCCACAAAUAAUGCUCAGAACAGCACCUAACUUCAUCAACAGUACAGGAUCCGAGCCACAGCACUAACCACCAAACAUCUUUUGAACUUUGCCCAAUUUCUUUAGCAAAGACAUUAAACACAGCUCACCUACUCUCCUCCUGCAGCUGCUUGUUUGUAUUGAGACCUCAGGCCAGUCCAUUACGGACCAUUAUUUGUGGCUAUAGAGUGGCGUUUUGGUUGAGGUUUGUUUAUGGCUCCUCAGACCUUUGUGUAUUGCUAUUGUGCGGUUGUCACUCAAGUUGGUAUAACUAGAGAAGCAAGCGGUCGGCAACAGUCAUCUCUUGAGGGGGUGUCUAACCCCCUUGACUUUUCUUUCAGUAAAGCACCCUCAGUGUGUUUGACCCUAAUAUCCCUUUAAAGUCCAUAAUAUCAUCAAAAGAUUUAGAGAAUCUGUAGAAAUCUCAACACAGAAGCAGCAAGGCCCAAAGCCAAUAUUAGGCAGCACUGCAUAAAAAACCCACAUCAUUCUGUAAAGGGUAUUUCCAAGUGGGCUCAGGAGCACUGAAAAUGAGUAGAAAUUGUUAAUAUCCAUACCAUCCCAAAGCAGUCGAAUAGUGUUCUGAAAGAAAAGUCGAUACACUCAGUAUCACUCUGGAGUUUUCUUUAACCUUGCUUUUCAGUUAGCUACACCAUCCUCUCAGUCAAACAGGAGAGAAUUAUGGAUGAGCUGGAUGAUGAAGCCAAGAUCCACAUCAUCAGGGGGCCACGGACCGGUGCCAACUCCUGAUGUCACCUACUGUGAACUUUCCUAAACUUUUGGACAGUGUGCGGAAAAGAUGCGACUGAAAAAAACAGAAGUUAUCCUGUGUGACAUGUCAAGUAUCACGUCUGUUGAACACCUGCCUCUCGAAAAAAUGUCCCAGAUUGUUAUUUCAUUGCUCUAUAUUUACUGAAGUGUUCAAAAUCUAAAGUUUAAAUUGUUCAAAUCACAAAUAAUGUGAUAUGUUGUAUGCCAUAAUCUGAUUGAUUGUUUGGGCUGAUAAAGUAAGAAAAGCCUUUCUGCAGAAUUCAAAUGAAUCACUAUUCUAUGACACAAUACUAUUGUGGAGUUUUAUAACUUACAUGGCUAAACUUUUCAGGAUAACUAGUUUACUGCUAUCAGACUGGAUGCUUAAGAAUAUUCAGUUAAAUUGUUACUCAGUAGAAAUGGCCAUAAAUUCAGGAAAACUUAGUCCAGUGAAAUUAACAGCUAGUAUCUUGUGCAAAGAGGAAGCCAGGUGAACAGAUUUAAAUGUGUAAAUAAAAAGCAGCACUUUGCAUUGUGUAACCUA